AUGCGAUGGAUGCUCAAUCAUCUUAAAUUGAGGGGCCUCCACAAAGCAGUCGUGUUUUAUCGCACGUCCUCUUGGAGUAUCCGCAAUGACGUCAGGAAUUUGAAUUGCGUGACGCGUUAUUCUGUACUCACUGGUGGCUACCGCCAAGAACUACGAUACAGGGAUUGUUAUAGUUCCAGUUUUUUAAACCAGCAGAAACGUUUUUAUUCGGUAAGUAAAACACUUCGUCUACUCAGUAAGUUACCUUUAUCCCAUAGGCCUUAAUUUCCGUCUCAGGUCACUGAACGUGUACAACUGGUUCCUAAAUUAAAUACAUUGGGUCGCCGAAGCCGGCCGCGCACGAGGCCACUAUUGUAUUCGAUUUUGCAUGUUUUUAGAACCCAAAGAAUAUCCUGUCACUUCUCUGUAUGUCAUUGAAAAUGCAUAUUAUUUUCUGGUACUUCGAUUUGUAGAAUGCCAAUGUUUAGAGUUUUUUUUUUUGUCUGCGUGUAAGUUAGCUAUUUAGAGUAAAUGGCUUUUCCGCCAUUUUUUUAUUGUUGACAUAUUAAGGCAUACGGUUAACGACUAAAUCUGUUGAAGUUGGCAGUGUAUUCUGCCCUACGAAGGUAUUUGCUUGGACCAUUCUUACGGGAUCAUAGCUAGGGUACCAGUUCUUGAUCUAAACGUUGUGCAAUCGAUGCCAUGACGACCUUCUGCACAUGUCAUCUACUUGCCCCAGGGGAAUAUGGGGUGGUUUAGAUUCUCUGCAACAGGGGAGUGGAAAAUUUAUUCAUUGUUUUUUUUAGUUCAGACGAAACAGGUGUGGAAAUUUGCAAUUUUGUUAACACCGUGGAUGGCAACCACGGCGGGGUGGUGGGGGGGAGGGGUUCACUGGGCUUGGUUCCUCAAAUCUAGCUGGCAGAAUCACAAUGCUUAGUCCUUUUUGGCGUACAGUGUAGCAAGCUGCAAAGGAUUUUUACCCAUCUGUUUUCAAUUUUAUAGGGAAUUUAUUCCACCGGCAGGCAAGGCCCUAACCAUUCCUGUUUAUCGGGUUCAUGCAUGGUGAUUGGUUGAGGUCAAACACAAAACAAAAUUGACUUGACCUAGAGAUACUGGAAAUGAGUAGAAGUUGAACAAUUUUUUGAUGGCAGGGGCACCCAACAACGAUUCCCUCCUACAUACAUUGAAAACACUUUUUAGGCUAUCCAGAGUACUUUUAGAUCUCUAGAAAUGCAUUCUAAGCGGCGCUAUAAAAUUUGUAUCUGUUCGGUCAUCCUAGGGUAACUUGAAUCUGUUCAAAAUUAUUAGGGUUACAGUAGUACUUCCUGAAAAUUUUAGAUGCAAUUUAAUGUUUUACGAAAAGGAGAAUUUUCUAAUUUCUCUCUUCAUCCCCUUUUUGAAUCCAAUAAUUUUAGGUUUCCUUUUUACUGUGAAAAUAACCUAACCUGGGGAGUAAAAAGUAUAUAAAAAAAAAUAAAACUUCAGUGAAUCGUACAUGGCAGAUUUAUUGGUAAAGCUUCGAAAAUUGUACAUGAAUGGAACAGUCAUCUAGAAAUGUUUAGCUGUCCUCAAGUUAUAGAAAAUUCUAGGCAAUAUUUGCUUAGAAACUCCGAACAGAUAUUUUAAAGGAAACAGUCAUUGAGUGCUCCUGUUUGUGGCAAUUGGCCAAAACAAAAUUCAGUAAUAAAUAAUGCAUGGCAAGACAGCAAAAAAAUAAAAUUAUUCAUUUAUUUGAAACAUUCAGCAUACAAGUCUUGACAUUCUUAAACUCUGAAAGAGUGAAGCGGAUUCUGUCCAGUAAAAAUUCAUUAUUUUAAUGUCCUGGUUUCAAUCUACCCGGAGAGCCAAAGAAAAAUGUUUAUUGCAUCGCACCAGCGAUCAAAUCAGGGCCAUCAAAACCUGUAUUUAAAGAAAUAUAAACUCCAAACUCCAGGGUUAAGAAUCCCAACUGGCCAGGGGUAGACCAGCUAACUAUUUACAAGCGUGGCCAAGGAAUUGAACUCGGGGCUACCGUGAACAAGUCCAACUAGCGGUCAGAGUGAGACUUGAGCUCAGGGCCUACGAGUUGCAAGUCCAGCGCUCUAACCACUCAGCCAUACUGCCUCCUAGCAUUAUGAAUUUGUUUCUUAAUCAGCUCUUGAAAACAACCCUAAGUGAGCCUGUCAACAUCUGUGAGCAAAUUAAAAUUGCAUUAAGUCCCAACAGUGUGAAAAUGGCAGGGAUCAAAACACCUGAUGAGUGAUUUUGCCAUGGCAUUGAAUCACAUAUACCUGUCUCCGAGCUUGUGGUUGCUUGUUGGAUCGUAAUUAGAAAUGAUGCAAGCAUUUGUGCAUCGAUCCCUGGAAACUUUCCAGGAGAGAUGAAAUACUGCAUUUUGCCACUUAUAAGAACAAGUAUUCGAUAAAAAAUAUCAUAUAAAAAAGCACUAAGAACUUGAAGUGUAAAUUUUGUUAUUAACAUCAAAACAUCGAGUUUCUGUUUACCUUUCCUUUAAAAACAUAAGUAGGCCUUAAAUCACAAUAAUAUUAUUAUUAUCUCACUCAUGAUUACACUGCUGAUAUAGAAAGGGGAAAAUGUAUUAAUAGUAAAUUUAAGACUUGUGAACCAAAUGCCACUUUGAUCUAUCUGAUAAUAUAGUGCCAAAAAAUUGAAAAGUACGUGCUGACGCUGAAUUUACAGACUGUAACAUUUUGUGGCAAUACAAACGGGUCUAUUGAUAUCUGGCAAGUUAGAAUAUGCAAGUUCUUUGUCACUGCUAUGGCAAUGUUAACAAAUUUAAGAGACUUUGCCCAAUGUUCCUAAGGUAAAAACAAAUCAGCAGUAACCUUUUUUAUCAUUGUUUGCUAUUUUUUGUCCAUAUAAUGUACUUUAUAAUUAAGUGUACAAAUGUGAUUGAAUCCUUGCAUGUUAUAAAAAUAUGUAAAUUAAGAUCAAUGAUCAGUACUUUGUUAAAAAUUACACUGAAGCUCACUGCUAAUUUAUAACUAAUUUUUAACUACAUAAAAAUAGAGAUGUAGCGUAAAUUUAGUUGCAGACCUAAAUCAAAACUGUUUUUUCUUUUUGGAAGUAUUUAAUAAGUUAUAUACAUGUAAGGUUAAUUUUUACUCAGUAGUACAAACGAAUUCCUCCAGUGUAAACACUGACUGGGAAGGAAGCAGUUUUUGUUUCAUUAACAUUUGUUUGCUUGAGUCAUUAUUAUUGCUCAACCCCAGCAACUUUUGUGCUCUAAAUACUGUUGACGAUAAAUAAAGGAAAUUUAUUAGUAAUGAUAAUCAAAAACAACCACAACAGAAAAAGGUUUAAGUUAUAGGAUGUAGCCAAGCUAAAUUAUUCAUGACCAAGCAGUUUUCCCCUACAGUGAUACAUGACUGAUUAAAAUAUUUAAUAAUUUAUAUGGUUUUCUUAAAUUUUACAAAUAAAAAAUCAAAUAAAAAAUUUAAAACCUCAUUUAACUCUUCAGGGUAGUUGUAGUGGUUGUUGUCUGUUUUUCAGAGGUUGAAAUCUUGCAAAACAUAAGUUCAUAGCACAGAACUCCUACCUCGGGUAGGAGAGUGAGGCUGGGAACAAGGUUGAGCACAGAAUUGCUCAAAGUACAAAAUGACUGUUUUGGCUUACUUUUGACUACUUUGACCAAAAGUAUUUUAACCUAAUGAUCAUUUUGACUGAACUGCACAUUUCAUUCGGACAUAGGCACAGUCUCAUAACAUGUAGUUUACAAAAAGUCAAUCAGAUUGAAUGGAGCAGGAAAAUGGUCAGGCUUAUAACUAUAGUGAUAGGCAAUUACCUAUUAAUUUUUACGUUCUGCUAACCGUUACUCGUAUUUUGCACUAAUGUACAUUUAGAAUCCCAUACUUUAUUUCUCUGUGCUUGCUCAGUGGAGCGGAAUGUGGAAAUGGUACAUUUUUUGACAAAAUAAUUAUUAUUGUCACAAUGUUUUUAUUUAUUUAUUUAUUUUUUAAUUUAAUGGAACUUAUUUUGUUAUUGUUUACAGGAAAUGAGUUCAGGGGACACCAUCAAGCUGUUGAUUUGUGGAAGUGGAAAUGGGGCACAUGCCUUUGCUGGAAUUGCAUCGUCCUUGAAAGGAACAGAGGUUAGGGUGCUUAGCUUGUAUCAAGAUGAGGCAGAGCGUUGGAAUACUUCAAUGCAGAAAAAGGAUCUGGAGGUUACUCUGCAUCGUAAAGGAAAGGACACAACCUCUAUUCUUUCCAAACCAGCUCUGGUUACCAAAAAUCCAGAAGAUGCCAUGCGCGAUGUUGAUAUCGUGGUGUUUGUCUUGCCUGCAUUUGCUCAUCAAGUUUUCUUUGAGGCGAUAAAGCCACAUACGAAGCCUGGUACUAUUAUUGUUGGUAUGCCAGGGGAACCAGGUUUUGAGUUCCAGGCUCGCUAUGAGCUGGGUGACACAGGGCGACAAUGUACGAUUAUGAAUUUUGAGUCGCUACCUUGGGCCUGUCGCAUCACUGAGUAUGGAGUGAAAUGUGAAGUUCUUGGCACCAAAGAAUCUCUUUUAGGGGCCAUGAAGGUACAUUACAGAUAAAGAUAACUUUGUUGUCAUUUAAAACUAAGAGAAAUUAUGGAAUUUGUGAUCAGUAGUGGUUAGGCUCUUAUGUAAAACUGUACAUGUACUGUUUUUUUGUUUGUUUGUUUGUUUUGUUUGUUCGUUUGUUUGUUUUCUAACAGCGAAACUAAUUUCCAUCUCAGUUGCCUCUAAAUUCCCGUGGAUCCAGCUUACUUCCGUAAAUUAAUUGUCUAACCUGAAAAAAUUGGUCUGUUCUUACUAUACAAUACUUAUCAAAAGUUAAGUGUAUAAAUUUUUGCAAAAGCUUAUUACGCUAUUAAAGGCAACUGCAUAAUAUUAUGCUUGAAUAACUGAACAUCAAUACGCAAUCACGCAUACACAUGAAGUAUAAAACGUCAGUUAACUUUUUAUUAUUUUCAUUUUUGAUUUUUGGUUGUCUAUAAAGACGGGGGAUGUGCCGCCAAAGAAGGACCCAGUUGCGACACUGCAGACUCUCUUGGGACCCCUUCCUCAGCUGAAAGUGUCAGGUCAUUUACUUGGUGUUCAGCUAAUGAGUGUAAAUGCCUAUUUGCACACGUCAAUAACAUAUGGACAGUGGGAGGGUUGGGAUGGCAAAACUGUUGAUCAGCCACCUUUGUUCUACAAUGGACUUACCGAGGCAGCUGCUAACCUUCUUUCCGAUAUGUCUGACGAAAUUGUGAAGACUGCCAAGGUUAUUGCCGAGAAAUCGGGAGCCGACAUGUCAGAGGUAAAUUUCUACUUUGUUUCUCCUUUAUCGUUGAUCCCUUUGAAGUUUUGUGCCGUGUUUGAAGUAUUUAAAUUUUAAAAUUUUUUGUCCCCGCAGGGUUCCGGCCCAGAGGCCGGAACCCGAGAAGGCACCCUAAUGUCCCCCGCGUAAAGAAGAAGUAUCGUAUUACUGUUAGUUAUAUGCGAAGCUUUCCCGAUUUGAUGAAACUAGGCGCGCACGGUGGUCCAGGUUAAUUUUCAGCAUGUGCGCCUGGCUCAGCAACUGCGCAAACUGGGUUUGUCAACGAGUCGCAUUCGCCGAAUUGUGUCGCACACAAGCACAACAAGUGGCUCCAGAGGAUUUUCCACUGAAACUCCUCUAGAGCGAGAACGCCGACUUCAAAUUCAGCGUGAACAACGAAGGAGAAGACGUCAACAAGAAACCGCGGAGUAGAAGGAACAUCGAUGAGCACAGCGAAGGCAACGCCGACAACGUAACAACAGACAGAGGAACAGGAGAUUGGAAUCAAAGGAAUUAUGAUCGUUUUACACUGUCGAAAACCCAGAUUUCUUAGUUUGCCGGUUUCCCCGCAGAUAUAUAGAUCAAAGUCUGCAAAGUUUCAGCUCCGUAUUACGGCCCGAAUAAUGAUAAUUUUCAGGCGAACUGCACCGGGCCAUAUUUGUUCUUUGUUUUUGUCUUUUUCUAACUGCGGGCGGCGAAAUAAUGCUAAAUGUGCUUUUCAACACACUGUUAACAAUAACACUACAUAAUACGCAAAAAAGAAGAAGAAGAAAAGAAAGAACAACGUAGGGACUUUUAACACGAUAUUCGCGGUUGGUCACCCGUCCAGUUCGUAACCCCGACCGACAGGGCUUCACUUGAGUAUACAUAUUUCUAUAGGGUUAAAAAGUUAUUCAGCAGUACUGCAAUUGUUUGGUAUUAAAGAACUUGAUUUGUCAGACACAAAUCAGCAACGUGGAUCGACAGAACUUUGAACUGGUUUUGUCAUCGUGGAUCGACAAACUCGAUUCAAACCACAUCAGGAAUAGCUCAAAUUUCUCAAAACCCAGUCAAAGACAAGAAAGGUGCUAUCGUGAAAUAACCGGGUUUUGUUCUAUAUUAAGGUAUUCAGGGUUUAAUAAACAGUGGUCCAUGUGUUUUUAGGGUUAGUUUAUUGCGAAAUCCCGAUUAUUUUAUUUGAUACAAGGACAUGCCAGAAAAAAUGAACUGGGAAAUAUCUCAAAGGUGAGAAACUUGAAACAGUGGUCCAUGUUUUUGUAGGGUUAGUUUAUUGCGAAAUCAUUUAUAUCAGUUGCGUUCGACGUUGCGUUCAAGAAUGUCACACUCGAAGCCAAAGCAUCCGUUCGACACAUUAGUUAUAGGAAAUUUAGUUACAAAUAGAUAAUUAAAGAUGGUUUUGCUGUUUAACACGCGUUCUAUUACAUUUGCAGUGUUGAUUGAACUCAUUAUGAGAUGUAUAAAAAACAAUUGUCCAUCCAAGGCAUGUCAUGUAUGAGGAUUUUCAUUAACCCAGGAAACAAAGUGUAAUAAUUGAGAAAACACAAAAGGGAACAAAAGAAUUACACUCAGAAACUCUAAUACGAAAACUGCAUUUCAAAGGUUCAUGGCAAAUACAUGGACAACACAAGGAGUCUUCAUUCGGGUUUUAAAAGGUCGGGGGCAGAUUUAGUGACAACUAUAACUAGUAAUAUUGGAUUCUGGCUUUGAAUGUAUGAAUGUAUUUUAUUGUUGUGUUUACAAUGAAGUACGAUACCUAAACCGGCGAUUCAAUACAACAACAUAAAAUAAAAUAAACAAAAAAGCUUAGGUCAACUACUUUGACCUACUGCAAGUAUGUUAAUUAAUAAGGUGAGCGAUGAUGCAUGUCAGUGAAAAUGGUCAUGAUGUAGUAAUCUCAAUAGGUGGGAUCUUUUUUAAUAGAACGCUGUCUAGAACGCUUUGUAUGUUGCAUGACGAAGAAAAGCUGAGCAUUCAGUGACCUUGUAGUAGCGAUUUCCGCCGCUUUGCACGAGACUUUGUUCGUAGUAAAUACGCUAACAGUGCUUCUCAGUUUUUGUUAUAUUUUUAAAGAUUUUGUUCGACGACUGAAGGCGUUUCCGCCGUCUUUCUGUCAUUUUUAUGCCUGUGAAAUGUCCCCGGGGUGGGGGCAUUUGAUCACCUGAAUGAACCCUAGUAUGGGGCAUUUGAACGGCAUUUUGGCCCAAGUAGGGGGGAAUUUGAACAUUAAAUUUUCAAAAAAGUCAAAUGCCCGGGGGGUUGCCUGGGGGAGGGGAUGUUGAAGCUUCGAUUUGACCCAUACAUAAAGAUCAGUUUAAUGUCAAGGGCUUUGCACUUAGCCUAGUCUGGGACACUGGCCUCGCUUUGAAACAGAGGCUUGGGGCAACUCAGAAAUAGUCUAUUCUACGUGUUUUAUUUGUAAAUAUGUAAGUCGUUUACAAAUAUACAUAAAGACUUGUAAUAACCAGAGGUUACGGAGUGUGGGCGACAACGAUCUAAAGUCAAAGGCAUUUGCUCCAACGCAGUGAGUGCUUUGCGUAGGUUUCUUGUGACAUAUGGUCAAGGCACGCGUGUUUUAGAUUACGAGGGGUAGGAGGUCGAAACGCGCGUGAUCAAACUGCGUUCUGUGCAUUCCAUUCAUUCUUAGUGGAAGUCCAAACAAAUGCUGGCUCAUACAUGCGACGCAUGCAUAAUAACAACCAGGAGAUUAGGAUUGCGGGCUCCUCUUGUCGCCCGCAAAAAUCAGUCCAAGGACGCUACCUUGUGGUACUUCUCCCUUCACCUGUUGCAGGUCUAACAAAAUCAAUCGCUUUUGUUUCUUCAGAGUAGGACAAAAACCCGUGGCUUUUACUUAACGUAAAUCGUAUCGCAGUGGGUACGAGUCACGCCACGCACUGUUAGGUAGCCUGUGCUCAAUGCAGGAAAAAAAGAAUCCAAACAAAGCUAAAUUCAUAGCUAUAUUCUGAUUCCUUACCUUAAGCUAUCUGUGUCUUAUGAUUGUUUUCUUAUCUCUCUUUGUCUUUAAUAUCACAUUCCUGAAUCCCACCUCCUCCGUAAUUGAAUGUUUGCUGCUCAAAUGUUAUGGGCUGAUACAGAUACGUUAUAUCUUCUGACAGGUUGUUAACAUUUAUUAUUGGUACAUGCGAUGCUAUCCAGAAGAUAUCUCAGAUAAGACUAAUCUCUACACUGCAAUACAAACCAAUGCCGCGUACCAAGGGCUCAAACAUCCUGUCAAGAAGUCGGACGACGGCAAAUAUCUACCAGAUUUCACGUACCGUUACAUGACGGAGGAUAUCCCAUACGGCUUGGUUGUCAUCCGGGGUAUUGCCGAAAUUGUAGGGGUUGAGACGCCCAAUAUUGAUAAGGUGUUGCUGUGGUCUCAGGAGAAAAUGGGCAAAGAGUAUCUGGUGAACUCAAAGAUACAAGGCAAAGAUGUCGAGAAGUCCCGAGCGCCACAGAGAUAUAAAUUUACCACUCUUGAAUCCAUCUUAUAGAUUUUAAUACACCCGUUUGUUAGUAGAUGAACAGAAUUUAUUUGUGAUUUUCUUCGCAAUAAGCGGCAUUCUGUCAAAAAAAUGUGAUCUCAUUAGCGGGACUACUUAUUAUAACUUCGGACCGGCUGAGUAACGAAGGUGUGCAACGGUUAGACAAGUCGUAUUGAUCAAUUUUAAAGAUCUUAAUAUAAGAAGCCAGUAUCUAGCCCGUCCAGAGGUUUAUCCUUGAAGUGGAACAGAGUAUAUUACAAAUCCCUACUUUUUUUUUAUGUUAGAAUCCGAGUUAGAGAUUCUUUUUGAUGACCAUAUAAAUAUCUUGAGUAAACAAUCCAAAGUGGUGAUCAUCUUGGUGUGAAUGCUUUCUUAUUCAAAGUGGUUCGAUGUAAUGGGGGGUGUAAAAACAUUAAGUGAUUGGGAACUCAGAGAGCGUAUUAUUGACUUCAGGGUUGAUGACUUAAUACUGAUUUAUAUUUUAAUGGGGUCGGGAAAAAAGACACUCGUUAAUGCGUUUUCGUUGAUAAUU
Molecule: messenger RNA, 9257 nt
Organism: Porites evermanni
Lineage: Eukaryota; Metazoa; Cnidaria; Anthozoa; Scleractinia; Poritidae
Source: the annotation of a GenBank genome assembly